This is a messenger RNA of Cucumis sativus (cucumber), 2052 nucleotides long. RefSeq names its product NAD-dependent malic enzyme 2, mitochondrial-like. Gene Ontology annotation, cellular component: mitochondrion. Lineage: Eukaryota; Viridiplantae; Streptophyta; Magnoliopsida; Cucurbitales; Cucurbitaceae. The record is from RefSeq and is a predicted model, not a curated record. Gene Ontology annotation, biological process: pyruvate metabolic process; malate metabolic process. Gene Ontology annotation, molecular function: malate dehydrogenase (decarboxylating) (NAD+) activity; NAD binding. The transcript has 11 exons. The coding region runs from base 601 to 1152 and encodes 183 amino acids.
AGGGUAAUGAUGUUGCAAAGCUUUUUAAUAUUCCUUCACACAACCAUGGUUCCCUGUAUUCAGUCACCUUUAUUUUCUUGUGGCAGGCUACAUUAAGAUAUAUCAAGGUUGGAGACCAAAGUUGAGAGGCUAAAGUCGGUAGUACAAGUUAAAGAUAGGGAGAUUGCAACAGUUACACGAAUAGAAGCCAAAGGUAAGGCUGCUUUUAAAGCUCAAAUUGACAAGCUACAGUAGGAAAAUGUUGAACUCCAGAGAAGGGUUAUUGGCAAUCAGCAAGUAAGAACUCAACAAAUACAUGAGAUGAAGAAGAAAGAAAAGGAGUACAUCAAAUUGCAGGUGAGAACCUACAGGGUAUAGGAAUACCUACAGGAAAGCUGGAUAUGUAUGUUGCUGCUGCUGGCAUAAACCCUCAAAGAUGAAAGAGGCACUAUCAGCAUUGACAUGUACAUGUGAUUUUAGGCAUGAACCAGGAGAGUGAGAGUUUUAGUGUGCCGUGUUUAGAAUUUGCCGAUAUCUUUUUCCCGUUCCAGCAAGUAUUCCUGAUUGUGGGGAUUCUUCCAGUAAUGCUAGAUAUUGGUACUAACAACGAGAAGUUACUUAAUGAUUCUCUUUGAUUUAUUGGAGUUGAGGAGUCCCACAAUCUUUAUGUUCUGUUUGUUUUUCCAUCACUUUUUCAAGGCUGUUCAAUUGGAGUUCCAUCUUCAGGUUGACGUGAUUGUCUUGACAGAUGGAAGUCGUAUUCUUGGCCUCGGUGACCUUGGAGUUCAGGGAAUAGGAAUACCUAGAUUGGAGGGAGAAGAGUAUCUAUCUAUUGUUGAUGAAUUUAUGGAAGUCGUGGAUACAUGUUGGCCUAAAGCUAUUGUUCAGUUUGAGGACUUUCAAAUGAAAUGGGCUUUUGAAACAUUACAACGUUAUCGUAAGAGGUUCUGCAUGUUCAACGAUGACAUACAAGGAACUGCUGGUGUUGCUCUCGCUGGACUAUUGGGAAAUGUGAGAGCUCAAGGGCAGCCAUUGAGUGAUUUUGUUAACCAAAAGAUAGUAGUGGUAGGGGCUGGAAGUGUUGGGCUCGGUGUUCUUAACAUGGCUAUUCAGGCUGUUUUGAGAAUGGUAGGGAACAACGAUUCUACUGCAAGAAAUCGAUUUUUUUUCUAAUAGACAAAGAUGAACAAGGAUGAAUAAUCAAUGAAAAAGGAAUGAAGAGGUUUAUCCAUGCAAGCUUCAAACCAAAGCCAAGGAUGUCGAUCCUUCCAGGGGAGUCCAAAGUUCUCCCUUAUUUUUCUCCCUUUAUUUUGAUUUUCAAAAGUUUGCAAUUUUUUAAGUGGGGGUGGGCAAUUGCUUGCAUGUUUAGUCUAAACUUGGAGGUUCAAAUUUUGCCCAAAUUUCAAAAUUUCUAAAAAAAAUUUCCUUACAAUAAUGAGCACUAUACCUUCUUAGAUUACUUAGAUCUUGCAUAAAAAGCAUGACUAGCAACCCUUGAUCACUGAGCUUGGGUUUGUGAUGUAAAAUUCUGAAUGUUGAUGAGUAUAUGUGCUGAAAUUUGAGAAUAAGCUGCCAGUGUUUUUUGGUUUAAGCCCAUUUUUAGCGAUAUCUUAUGGAGAUGUGAAUGCAUGAUUGAGAAAAUGGUACGUGUGUUGUGAAUGCUUGAUUGCAUGCAUAUAAUAAAUAAGUGCAUGGAUACUUUUCUAGCUUUGUCUUCCUUUGUUUCUUUGCCAUGACUUACCUAUGAUGCGCUUAGUCCAAACCUAGCCUAGAUAGAGUUAAAAAAGGAUAGGAGGUACUCUUUAGAAAUUGAGAUGGUUUUAACAAAUUUGUCUUGUCAAACAUGAGUUUGGAGCCUCUUGUCUAGCCACAAUGAACUAAAUCCCUUUAGAAAGGGUGGGCAUUAACAAAUCUUGUUGUCACUUCGAAGGGAGCAGUCAAACUUAGAAACUAAGUGUAGAACCAUAGAAAGGUUACCCCAUCGGUUAUUGUGUGCGUACCAAAGAAAGAAAAGAGAGACUUGCAAAUGUAAAACUUAAGACAGCGAGACAAUUAAGAGCUAAAAAAAACAAA